AUGGAAUACAAGUGCAGAUCAUGUCACGGAUGUCAGUUAGUUAGUCAACCAGAACAUCCGGAACCUAUCGAGUCAACAAAAUUGCCGUCAGAACCAUGGCAGGCAUUAGCAGCAGACUUACUGGGACCAUUACCAGAUGGGAGUUACAUAUUUGUGGUAGUGGAUUACUAUAGUCGUUAUUUCGAGAUAGACAUUUUGAAAACAACUACUUCAGAAAAACUGAUAGAAAGCAUGGAACGGGUGUUUUGCACACAUGGGUAUCCGGAAACGCUGAAAACUGAUAAUGGUGAACAUUUCGUGUCCAAAGAAUUUGAAGCAUAUUUGUCUGAUCAUGAUAUUGAGCAUAAAAGAACGACUCCAUUGUGGCCUCAAGCCAACGGAGAAGUGGAAAGACAAAAUCGUACUUUGCUGAAAGUCAUGCAGAUUGCACAAGCUGAGAGAAAAAAAUUGGAAACUAAAACUUCAUCAAUUCUUACUAGCAUACGGAUCAACUCCUCACAGUACAACAGGAGUAAGUCCAUCAGAGUUGAUGUAUGGAAGAAAUAUUCGUACUAA
Messenger RNA from Gigantopelta aegis, 555 nucleotides. RefSeq lists its product as uncharacterized. The transcript has a single exon. The record is from RefSeq and is a predicted model, not a curated record. NCBI's taxonomy places the organism in Eukaryota, Metazoa, Mollusca, Gastropoda, Neomphalida, Peltospiridae. Gene Ontology annotation, biological process: DNA integration. The coding region runs from base 1 to 555 and encodes 184 amino acids. Gene Ontology annotation, molecular function: nucleic acid binding.